AACCCUGCUUCUUCCUUCCUUUCCAAUCUCUUGUGAUUUUAGGUAGUUCUGCACAGGACAGCAAGCCUUGCCUGACAGCUGGGUGUCCCAAAAUUAGACAGCACCCCCUGCCCACCCCCAGCAAAACACCUGUUGUUGCCACAAUGAUUUGCAUGAUUUCCAAGGCUGCUGUAAUAACAAAGUAAAUCUGCAUAGCACACAGGACUUGACUUCUAGCAGGGAGCCAGACAUUCCCAGGGCUGAUGGAGUGGUCCAGGCAGGCUUGCUGAGCUUGGGUUAGAAGUUGACCCUUGAGUAUGAGUACUCAGAUUCCCUGAAGUGUUCACUCACUCACAGUGCUGGGUACAUCCGAUCCAGGGACUGAUUUUUAAGUAAUCAAGUUGGGUUUGGAUUAGUGUAUUUUUCCUUGUGCACUGCCUGGAGUUCAGGACCUCUGUGUAGUUUUGUUAAUAGAUACCUGUUCCUGAUACAUCCUGGGAUCACCUGGAGGGGGACACCUGGGCUCAAGGUGAGCUGUGCCCAUCACAGGCAUGAGACAUGGCAUCUGUCAAAGUAGCAGUGCGAGUCCGCCCCAUGAACCGCAGGGAGAAAGAUCUGGAGGCUAAAUUUAUUAUUGAAAUGGAAGCAAAGAAAACAAAAAUUAGCAAUGUAAAGAUGCCAGAUGGAGUAACCGGAGAUUCUGGGAGAGACAGGACCAAAACAUUUACCUACGACUUUUCCUACUUUUCGGCCGAUAGUAAAAAUCCAAAUUUUGCUUCUCAAGAAAGGGUUUUUAAGGAUCUCGGAACCGAUGUCCUCAAGUCUGCCUUUGUAGGUUAUAACGCCUGUAUCUUUGCCUAUGGACAGACGGGUUCUGGGAAGUCCUACACCAUGAUGGGAAACCCUGGUGAUUUGGGUCUCAUACCGAGGAUUUGUGAAGGAUUGUUCAGUAGAAUUUCUGAAACCACAAGGUGGGGUGAUGCAUCUUUUCGAACGGAAGUAAGUUACCUGGAAAUUUACAAUGAAAGAGUAAGAGACCUACUGAGAAGAAAGUCUUCCAAAACCUUUAACUUGCGAGUUCGAGAACAUCCAAAAGAGGGACCUUAUGUUGAAGAUCUGUCAAAACAUCUAGUUCAGAAUUAUAGUGACGUUGAAGAAUUAAUGGAUGCUGGGAACAUUAACCGAACAACAGCAGCCACUGGAAUGAAUGAUGUGAGCAGCCGAUCUCAUGCCAUUUUUACCAUCAACUUCACUCAGGCUAAAUUUGACGCUGAAAUGCCGUGUGAAACCGUUAGCAAGAUUCAUUUAGUGGAUCUCGCUGGAAGUGAACGAGCAGAUGCAACCGGUGCCACGGGCGUGCGGCUCAAGGAAGGAGGAAAUAUUAACAAAUCUUUAGUUACUCUGGGAAAUGUAAUUUCUGCCUUAGCUGAUUUAUCUCAGGAUGCAACCAACCACCUUACAAAGAAAAAGCAAGUGUUUGUGCCUUACCGUGACUCCGUCUUGACGUGGCUGUUAAAGGAUAGCCUGGGAGGAAACUCGAAAACCAUAAUGAUAGCCACUAUUUCACCUGCUGAUAUCAAUUAUGGAGAAACCUUAAGUACACUUCGCUAUGCAAAUAGAGCCAAAAACAUCAUCAACAAGCCCACUAUUAAUGAGGAUGCUAAUGUCAAACUAAUUCGGGAGCUUCGAGCUGAGAUCGCUCGCUUGAAAGCAUUGCUCGCUCAGGGGAAUCAGAUUGCACUAUUGGAUUCCCCUACUGCUUUAAGUAUGGAAGAAAAACUCCUGCAGAACGAAGCUAGGGUAAAGGAACUGACGAAGGAAUGGACGAACAAAUGGAACGAAACGCAAAAUAUACUAAAAGAGCAAACGCUGGCUUUAAGGAAGGAGGGGAUUGGCGUUGUUCUAGACUCUGAGCUCCCUCAUCUCAUUGGGAUUGAUGAUGAUCUCCUCAGCACUGGCAUUAUUCUGUAUCACUUGAAGGAGGGGCGUACAUAUGUUGGAAGAGAGGAUGCAGCUGCUGAACAAGAUAUUGUUCUCCAUGGCUUAGAUUUAGAAAGCGAACAUUGCAUCUUCGAAAACCUUAUUGGCACUGUAACUUUAAUACCCCUGAAUGAAGCUCGGUGUUCAGUCAAUGGAGUGCAUGCUCUUGAGCCAACUCAGCUGAAUCAAGGUGCUGUUAUCUUACUUGGAAGGACAAAUAUGUUUCGUUUCAAUCAUCCAAAAGAGGCUGCUAAAUUGAGGGAAAAAAGGAAGAGCGGGCUACUCUCUACCUUCAGUUUAUCGAUGACAGAUCUUUCAAAGUCAUGUGAAAAUCUCUCAACUGUAAUGCUUUACAAUCCUGGACUGGAAUUUGAAAGGCAGCAAAGAGAAGAGUUCGAAAAGCUGGAAAGUAAAAGAAAAUUGAUAAAAGAAAUGGAGGAAAAGCAGAAGUUUGAAAAGGCAGAAUUGGAGAAAAUGCAACAGGAAGUUGAAUCUCAGCGAAAAGAAACAGAGAUUGUUCAGUUGCAAAUCCGUAAACAAGAAGAAAGCUUGAAACGCCGUAGCUUGGACAUUGAAACUAGACUGAAAGACCUGCUGGCUGAAAAAGAGAAAUUUGAAGAAGAAAGAUUAAAGGAGCAACAGGAUUUAGAACUGCAAAAAAAGAAACAGGAAGAAGAAUGUUUUGUAAAAGUUCAAGAAGAGCUAAGUCGGCUUCAGGAACUUCACAAUCAAGAAAAAGCGGAGAAAAUGGAGAUCUUCAAAGAAUUAGAAAAACUGAAAAAAGAGAAGGACGAGCAGUACUCCAAGCUAGAUAUGGAGAAGAAGCGGCUUGAAGAUCAAGAACAAGAACAGCUAAAGCUAGUAAUCCGUCUCGAAGAACAACUCCGUGAAAAACAAGAAAUUAUUCAGUUGCUUAAAAGUGGUGACUUCUUGAGGUUAGAGGAAGAAAUAAAGGUUCUGGAUGAUGUCCGAGAAGAUCUUUUACGUGCCAAAGAAGCAAGAUCAGAAGGUGAUGAAGAUCCAGAUGAUGUUGAAAAAGCAAUAAAUAAGUACACAGAGUUUAAGAAAAUGCAGUUAGAUCAACUUUCAAAUUUGGUGGUUGACUUGAAUCAACAAAGAGAGAGCUUAGAGAAGGACAUUGUUGGAGACCGUGAUGUCCUUAGUAAACUGAGCCUUUCAAAUGCAGACUAUGUAGAUCUUUACAGGAAAGUAGAAGACAGCUCCAUAGACUCAACAUCCUCCAUACCAGAAGAAGCAGAACUGAUUAAGCAAAUGGAGUAUAGACUGCAUUGCAAAGAAAGGCAACUUCUCUACAUAAAACAGAAUCGUUUACCUGCCCUUCAAGAAGAAAAGCAAAGGACAUCUGAGAUUCUGGAUAGUGGUUUACUUGGGCUUGAUAAAACCUUAUUUCAGGUAGAAAAAGAGAUUGAAGAGAAAGCUGAUCAGCUUGCACAAUUUCAAGCCAGUAGUGACCAGUUGCAGCAGCUUCAAGAGACCUUUGAAUUUACAGCAAACAUUGCUCGCCAGGAAGAAAAAGUUCGGAAGAAGGAAAAAGAAAUUAUUGAAUCCAGGGAAAAACAGCACAGGGAGGCUUUAGAACAAGCAGUGGCUAAACUGGAAAGAAGACACUCUGCUCUUCAGCGCCAUUCCACCAUCGAUGUUGAAAUUGAAGAACAAAAGCGCAAACUCGCUGCAAUGGACAGCAGUCAGGAGCAGGCUGGUCUGCAGGCAAGUUUGGAAGCAGAGCAGAAGGCAUUGGAGCAAGACAGGGAAAGGUUAUCUCAUGAAAUUGAACAGUUAAAGCAGAAGAUACACGAUACCGAUCCGCAUCUCAAAAGUCUUUCGGGAUCCAUUGAGGAAAAGCAGACUCCCGCCAACUCUCCUGCAAGCCCAGUUAAAUUUCAGUCGCAUUCACUUCAAUUGACUGAUGACAGAAUACAUGCUUAUAUUGAAGAAGAAGUGCAGAGGCGGCUACAAAAUAUUAAUAUGCAGUGUGAAGACCUCCGGAGCCUUACCCUUUCUUGUUCUUCUGAAAUCGGGAAGGACUGUGAAAUGUUCCUUAAUGGCACUGCCCAAAGAAAACUGAAAUACGAGCGGUUGAUAUCACGUUCAUUGGGAGUUAAUCCAGAUGACCUCACAGAUCCGGUUCGGAUAACAAUCCCUCGUUACGUUCUUUGUGGACAAGGAAAAGAUGAACAUUAUGAGUUUGAAAUCAAGAUUACGGUCUUGGAAGAAACGUGGACCGUGUUCAGACGUUAUAGCCGUUUCCGAGAGAUGCAUAAAACAUUCAAGCUGAAAUACCCGGAGCUUACUGCCUUACAGUUUCCCCCAAAAAAGCUCUUUGGAAACAAGGAUGAACGAGUCAUUGCGGAACGAAGGGCUCAUUUAGAGAAAUACCUCAAAAACUUUUUCUCUGUGAUGCUGAAGUCUCCAAGUUCACCGUUGCAUAUUGAUAAAGUUGGACUAACGCUCUCAAAACACACAAUCUGUGAAUUCUCGCCCUUCUUCAAGAAAGGAGUUUUUGACUACAGCAGUCAUGGUACUGGUUAACGAGGAUAACACGAUACGGGAAAAAAAAUAGAAAAAGUGCCUUUCUUAUUUAUAAACGACCCUAGCUGUUGGGGGAAAACAUAUUGUGUUCUUGUAACAACACCAGGUCUUGAGUAACCCGUAAAUAAAGCACAAUUGUAAGGAAUGCUUUUCAAUAUUAAGUCUUCAAAUGAAGAGGCAGCUUCUCCUAGGCUUCAAAGCAAAUACUUAAUUACUGUUUCAGAAGCAGAGAAAAGUUAGCACCCUAUGGUGGCAUCUACGAUAUGGCUAAUGACUAAUGUACGAAGGAGAAGCUUUAAGUUAAAUGCCUUCCUAUUGUUUAUAAGCUUCCCUCCGAGUGCAAGUUAAAGGCUGCAUAUUAUGAAUCUCAAGAAAGAAGAUGGGAGAAUAUUAAACUAAACCAUCUAAUGUGUUUUUACUAUUGUUUUGUAAUAUGUGUAAUAUUUAUGGGUCUCUUUUGUAAAACGGGAAAUCCUGAUUAUAAAUUCAAUCUUUUUUUUUUUUCACCUGCACUGACAAUUAGAAGUAUUGGCAUGUGUUUUAUAUUUGAAUUAAUUUCUUCUUCGAAGUCUGCCUACACAGGCUUGGAUGCGAUUUCUGAAUAUUUAAAAUAUAUGGUGGUAAUAUUAUAUUUUUCACUUCUGUAAAUUAUGCCUAUUUGCAAAUGUAGACAAUGUGUUACAUAACUGGCACUUAAAUGUUUGUGUAUGUUCAAGUGAUUUUUUUUAAGGUUGAGUGUCUGCUUUUGGGUUCUGACCUAGAGGAAGUUGAUGGUAUCUUAUUGGGCCAGGACCUUAAAACUUGACAUUCGACUUAGCAGAUCCUUAUCUUCAGUUCUGUGUAGAUUGCUAGCACGUCACUAUUAUGCAGACAAAAAUAGCGCGCAUUAAAUUAAUGCUUUGGCCAGAGUUCUAUUUUAUAUGGAGUCUAUUUAAGACCUGCUUUGUAUUACUCAGGACUGAUUAAGCAAUAUACUGCACUUUUCAAUUUGUCAGCUUUUCAGUACAUCUGACAUUGAACUAUAUAGACGUGUUUAUAUAAUAAUUUACUAUGUAAUAAAAGUCUACAUAAAACAUCUAAUUAUCAGAACACUAAAAUGCGUUUAACUCCACUAUAACUAUUGGAUGUGGAUCUAUAUAGUUCUCCGUGAAUUUUACAAGUUGGUUACAAGCACAUUUAGAUAACCUCGUUAAGGCUAUCUAAAGAGUUAGUUACACAAUUUUUACUAUCUUAUCCCCUUCAAACUCAAUAAAGCUUUCAUUCUAUCGUCAUGUAAGAGGUUAAUCGGAAAAUAGAGCACAUUCCACAAUUAAAAAACUUUUAAUAAAGUGGUGGGGGUAUUAAGAUACAUGUUUGCAACAUUCUGAUUAGCAGACAAUGAUGACCGGUAUGGUAAGCAGUAACUACAUUAUACAAGCCGUGUGUGUGUAUACAGAUUCAUUUAAUACCUUAGGAAAAAGACCCUCUGGUUUUAAGAAGAUAUAUGUGUAAGAUUCAUAUUUUAGCGAUGCAGGCACUAAUAAAUUGAUAAUCAGUCAAUAUGGAAUUGACUAGAGAAACACUCUGAAUAUUGACUUUUGACCACCUCCCUCAUUUUGGGCAGCUGUAUUAUAUAGUUUAAUGUUGCUGUUUUAACAUCGUAUUUUACUAUAAGAAGACAUUGUUCAUUGUACGAUACCAGAAUGAAAUACUGCCCAGACACAUUUUUAGCUGUAGUGAUGGUCGAGGACUUUUUCAGUGAAGUGGAAAAACAAUGAGAAAGUCAGCAAGGCUGUUGAUAGAUCUCUAUAAAAGCCCAGUGGCCCUAGGCAUGGGCCAUCAACUCUGGAUAAAUGUGCAUAAAACCUUUUUUUUAAUGCACUUUCUUUUACAGAACAACUAUAUAUCUGCUUGACAUUUUUUGUUAAAAAGCAAUUAAAUGUAUCUAAAAAUAUUGACUCAAGCACAGUUUUACUUAUAUUGAGCAAAUACUGCUUCACUUCGAUGAUUUCUUUCAUUCUAAUUCCAAAGCUAAGCAUUCUGAAUUACAAUCUUGAACCCAUCUGAAAAACCAAGUGAGUGUUUGUUUUUAAGGAAA
Pelobates fuscus (common spadefoot toad) is the source of this 6586-nucleotide messenger RNA. It is a transcript of the gene KIF16B, whose product is annotated as kinesin family member 16B. The coding region runs from base 538 to 4509 and encodes 1323 amino acids. Gene Ontology annotation, biological process: microtubule-based movement. The transcript is spliced from 26 exons. NCBI's taxonomy places the organism in Eukaryota, Metazoa, Chordata, Amphibia, Anura, Pelobatidae. The record is from RefSeq and is a predicted model, not a curated record. Gene Ontology annotation, molecular function: microtubule binding; ATP binding; microtubule motor activity.